Messenger RNA from Lachancea sp. 'fantastica', 1848 nucleotides. The record is from the annotation of a GenBank genome assembly. NCBI's taxonomy places the organism in Eukaryota, Fungi, Ascomycota, Saccharomycetes, Saccharomycetales, Saccharomycetaceae.
AUGAGUUCAGUGGACAAAAAUGGGGACUCCCCCGUUCCAAUGGUUCCUUCCAGACCCGCAAAACGCCCAGAAAGCUCGCCAGAGAACGCGUUGCCGGCAAUACCUACCAACCGACCUUUGAGAAACCGCACCACGGGAUAUUUGAGCCAGGUUGCCCCCAAAGUACCAUCCACGAGGCCUACUAGAAGACACACAGAGGAAUUCAAUGUGGGUGCUGAUCAUCAUGAUGGACAUUUCGACGCGCAACCCGCAAUUGAGACGAUCAAAACACAAGAAAACAAAGAUAGGUCCAGUAAAGGUCCGGAAGACUUGGAAAGAGAUGACAGUUUACAAAAUGAAGAAGUUCAUGUACAAAACGAUGCUAGCUCAUCAGGAAUCGGGGAAAGCUCGUUCACACCUCGGGAAGAGUUGAGAGAUAGUUCAAGCAUCGAUGGCAUUGAACACAGGGUUGAGACACCUUCCGCGGACAAUGAAGUUCUAAAAUCAAUGGGUUCUGCGGAUCCUUUGAGCGAUCAACCUGUUUCACAGUCUAAAGAAAAGGCACAGGUCAGUUCGAGCAAUUCUGCGAACAAUCUCUCAACUUCUACGGAAUCAUUGGCAGACACGGAGCUUGGUGGUAAGUCAGAUAGCUCUGAUCUCAACUCUGCGGAAAGUAAAGGGCAAAGUCCCAAAAAUCUUGCAGGUUCAGGUCAGGGCGAAAAACUUAUCGAUGGUGGCCUGGUUGAAGAUGACGCCCUAGCUGAGAAGACGGAUCAGCAGGCUUCGAAAGAUCGUGAUCUCGGUGAUCUUGGCGGGGAUGAAUCGACAAUACCUUCCAAUGAGAAGAAUAUAACCAGUGGUGAACAACACAGAAAAGAGGGCUCACACGAUCUUGAUGUGACUCAAGGGGAGCGAAAAGAAGAAGCUUCCAAACCUACAGAUGUCCCACCUAAAAUAUGCUCAAACGAUGCCACUUUUCCUUCAUCGCCAAAAGACCAGCCAGGCGAAACUCCGAAAAUACCACAGAGACCCGCUAAGAGAGCUCCACCCAAGAAGCCAUCUUCGAAGAUCGCAGCCUUUCAGGAAAUGCUGAAGCAGCAACAGCUACAGGACCAAUCGAAGUCGAAAGGUGUUGAAGGAAGUGGUCAGCUUCUAGGCGAUGGAAAAGCCAAAAUUGCGUCUAAUCUCAACGGAAUAUUUGGUCUACCAAGUUUGGGUGGUGGGCCUGUCCCUGUCACACAGCCAGCAGUAGCUCAGGGAGAAGGGAAGGAUGACGAAACUGCCGUUGCCAGUAGUUCAACCGAUACGGUAAAAAAUAUGGAGCCAACUACGCAACGAAGAGCAAGAGGGCCGAAAGGAAGAAAGCUUCCGACGCGCUUAGCUGGUGUAGAGAAAGUCGAGGGCACAGGUAGCCCUUAUGGCAUCCAGGUGGUUAAGGCCUGGUCUAUAAGCUUUCAGCUGAGUCCCCAAGCUGAGUUGACAGAACCCACUGAAAAUUCUGUUGUCGAGAGAGUUGAGGGAGGUCAGGGAUCUGAUGAAGAGCUCGUCACACCACCAGCUUUGGAGACCAGGGGCCCAAUAGAUGCCGAAAGUCUUGCAACUGCAAACCUCAAAGCGAAUGACAAUGCUGAGAAGAUUGGACAGAGGGUCGAACCGUCAAGCUCAAAAGAUAAUGACAUCGAUGCCACUUAUGACAUAGUCGACGAUCUCCUCGAGGAUCAUGAGCUCACGUCUUCUACCAGCGAAGAUGAGAAUGGGGAAAGGUUGGCAGGAAUUAAUGCAUUGGGCAAAAACUCAUCUAGUGGCAAAGAAGAAUCAAGUGGCCCUUUCAAGCAAGACAAUGAGCAAGGAUCGGAGCUAGUCAAUUGA